AUGCAUAUCUUAUUAUCGAGACGAAGAGACCAGGGCAAAAUUGCCUUAGUUUCUGAGUCAUUCGCACUGAUCUUCAAAACAAUGCAAGGAACAGAAUCACAAUCUGAGAAGAAGGCUCUAUGCGGUAUUGAAUUAGUCACUAAGAAUGAACUACGAGAUCAAGGGUUUAGAAAAUUGAGUCCGCAUCACAUACAUGGUUUCAUUGGGUUGAUUGACAUUGAAGGCUUGAUAUUUGUGGGGGUUAUCACUGGUAGAUCUAAAGUGGCUCAUCCUACUCCGGGCGAGACCGUCGAUAAGAUCUUCGCUGUGGAUUUCUUUUGUCUGAACGACUCAACUUGGGAUUUUGUGGAGAUUGACACCGCUGGAUAUCCUAUCUUAGAUGAGGUUGAUACCGGCACGAGAGAUCCUAAAGAAGGUUUACAGAAACAUCCAUGUCAUGAAUUAAGGAAAUUAUUGUCCAAUGGGUCAUUUUAUUAUAGUUCUGAUUUUGAUUUAACGUCGACGCUACAGAAUAGAGGGUUUACCAAUCAUUCAUUAAGUGUGGAUAGUUUUGAAGAUGAAUAUAUGUGGAAUUCAUUUCUUAUGCAAGAAAUCAUAAAUUAUAGAGAUAGAUUAGACGAUAAUUAUAAACAGAUCCUGGACGAGGAAGGAUUUUUGACCACUGUCAUCCGAGGCUUUGCAGAAUCAUUCACCACCUACGUUAAAAGAUUAAAGAUAACUUUAACUGUAAUUUCAAAACAGAGUUGGAAAAGGGCUGGAACGAGGUUCAAUGCUAGAGGUAUUGAUGAUGAAGGAAAUGUAGCUAAUUUUGUGGAAACUGAACUUAUAAUGUAUUCUGACGAAUAUUGUUAUGCUUUAACCCAAGUCAGAGGAAGUGUCCCAAUCUUUUGGGAGCAAGAUCCAUCAUUAAUCAAUCCAAAAGUCCAAAUUACUAGAUCAGCUGAGGCAACACAACCUGUUUUUGAUGAGCAUUUUAUUAGAUUGAUUGAUAAAUAUGGACCUGUCCAUAUUGUUAACUUAUUAUCUACAAAAUCAAAUGAACUUGAUUUAUCUAAAAGAUAUAGAGAACAUUUGAGGAAAUCCGAAAAACUGACUUUGAAUAAGGAUGUAUUUCUUACAGAAUUCAACUUUCAUAGAGAAACAGCACAAGAGGGGUUUCUUGCUGUGAAGAAGAUCAUACCUAUUUUGAGAGACUCAAUAUUAGACUCUGGUUAUUUUUCUUACGAUGUUAAGAACAAAGAGGUGUUGUCGAAACAACAAGGUAUUUUCAGAACGAACUGUUUAGAUUGUUUAGAUAGAACAAAUCUGGUGCAGCAAACAAUCUCGUUAUUUGUCUUUAGAACAUUUUUGAAUGAUUUUGAGUUAAUUAAUCGCAAUGCAUACAUAGAAGACGAAGAUUUUUAUAUCAAGGAAAACGUACUUUGGGCAGAUCAUGGUGAUCAGAUUUCACAGAUCUAUACAGGAACAAAUGCUCUUAAAUCCUCGUUUUCUAGGAAGGGGAAGAUGUCAUUUGCUGGCGCUCUUUCAGAUGCAACCAAAUCUGUCAGUAGGAUGUACAUCAAUAAUUUCAUGGAUAAAGGUAAACAACAAAAUAUUGAUAUGCUUUUGGGGAGACUACCUAAUCAAAUAGUUGUUCAAUUAUUUAACCCUGUGAAUGAAUAUAUUGAUUUAAAGUUGAAGAACUUAUCAAAUGAAUACACUUCUUCAUCUACAGCAAACAUUUUUGUCGGUACUUUUAAUGUCAAUGGAAUGUCAAAUCGAAGAGCUGACCUCUCAGAAUGGUUGUUCCCCAUUGGAAAUAAAUUUAAACCUGAUAUGGUAGUCCUUGGACUACAAGAAGUUAUUGAAUUGACAGCAGGUUCCAUUUUGAAUGCAGAUUAUACGAAAGGUUCCUUUUGGGAGAAGAAAGUUGGAGAAUGCUUAAACCAAUACGAUGAAAAAUAUUUAUUAUUAAGAGUAGAACAAAUGUCGUCAUUAUUAAUCUUAUUUUUUGUGAAGUCAGAUAAGACAAAUAAUGUUAAACAAGUAGAAGGCUCUACUAAAAAGACUGGGUUCAAGGGUAUGACAGGAAAUAAAGGUGCAGUAGCUAUUCGAUUUGAAUAUGGGAAUACAUCUUUUUGUUUCGUUAAUGCUCAUUUGUCAGCGGGGGCUAGUCAUGUUGAAGAACGUCGUAAAGAUUACCAAUCUAUUAUCAAAAAUAUAUCUUUUGCAAGAUCUAAGAAGAUUCUUCAUCAUGAUUCAAUCUUUUGGUUAGGUGAUUUGAAUUAUAGAAUUGAUUUGCCUAAUGAAGAAGUAAGAAUGAUCUUAAAUGGCAAAGGAAAACAUUAUAUCGAUGAGUUACUAGAAAAUGAUCAAUUGACAAGAGAAAUAAAUGACGGUGUCAUCUUUCAGGGAUUCUGUGAACCUACCUUACAAUUUGAGCCAACGUAUAAAUUUGAUUUUGGAACAGAUAUUUACGAUUCUUCAGAAAAGGCAAGAACACCAUCAUGGACAGAUAGGAUUAUUUAUAAAGGUAAUAACUUAUUCCCACUGGCAUAUUCGGCUGCACCAUUGAGAGUCAGUGAUCAUAAGCCUGUCUAUGCUGCGUAUAGGGCCAAUGUGAUAUUUGUUAAUGAGGUGAUAAAGUUAGAUUUGACCAGGAAAUUAUACAUUGAUUAUAAAAAGAACCAUAUAGAAGAGGGUAGCACCAACUCAGAAACUACUAUGGUAGAUAGUAAUCCUAGGUUAGAAGCAUCAACGAAAGUUACCUUGUUUAACGAUAAUGCUGAUACCACAACCUUCAAACCAAAACUGAUGCCUAAUCCAACAGCAAAAUCAAGCUUAACUAUUACUCAAAACAUUCCGCCUCCGCCACCUCCAAGAGCAAAUUCUUCAAUGAAAUCAAGACUACUCGAUAUUGAGGAUUCAACACCUUCCACGACUAAUUUGACACCCUCCAAGAUAACAUUAUCCACUGCCGUAUCAAUUUCUUCCAAGACACCUCCACCGCUUCCGAAGUCUAGGAAACCUGAUCUUCCACCCAGAGCCAUUGGUUCAGUGUCCUCUACCAAGUUACAAGAAACACGACCAGACUUACAGGACAUCACGAACGUCAAGGAUCUUUUAGACAUGGAUUCUGACUCUACUUCAGAUGAAACCAAGACGGACAUCCAAUUGGGAGAGAACAUUAUAAUCGAUUCUAAAGAGGAUUUAGAAAUCGAGUCGAAAAACGACAGUAAAAUCAGGAGUACGAACAAGAAGAUUCCACCAUUGAUCCCUGCCAAGAAGCCACAACUAGAGAGUUUGAAGAUUGAUUCCUGGAAACCAUUGCAUCCCCAAUAA
Naumovozyma castellii is the source of this 3321-nucleotide messenger RNA. RefSeq lists its product as uncharacterized. Bases 1 to 3321 code for a protein of 1106 amino acids. The record is from RefSeq and is a predicted model, not a curated record. Lineage: Eukaryota; Fungi; Ascomycota; Saccharomycetes; Saccharomycetales; Saccharomycetaceae. The transcript has a single exon.